AUGCCACCAGGGCCAUUUCCACUCCCAAUUAUUGGUAAUUUUCACCAGACGGGUUUCAAUCCUCCGUUCUCCAUGGAGAAACUUCGUGAGAAAUAUGGCGACAUUUAUACAGUAAGCUUUCCAAUUGGAACAUUUGUUGUUGUGAACGACGGUCAACUCGCUCGUGAGAUGAUGGCAAAAGAUGAUUUUGCUUGUAGGCCGGGAGCAUUGACAUUUCCCUCCCUGGAAGUAUUUGAAGGAAAAAAUAUUGUGUACUCCGAGCUUGGAUCUAACUACACGUUCAGACGAAAAAUUGUCACAUCAGCUUUACAUGUCUUCGGCGAGGGGCUACAACUUGCUGAAGAACGUGUAAACAUUGAAAUUCAAGAGCUUUUGGACCGUUUAUACUCAACUGACGGUGAACCGUUUUGCAUCCGAGAACAACUAUCCAUGACCAUGAUUAAUGUGAUUACACGAUGGAUGUUCACAAAGCAAUUUGAGUUUGGUCAUCCAACACUAAAAAUGCUUGCUGAUUUGGAUGAAAAAAUGAUGACUUUAUUUCGGCAAGGUAGUUUUUAUCAAGUCUUCCCAUUUCUGAAAUAUCUCCCUAACACGGACAUUUCGAUUUGCCUGGAAGAUGUUAUCAAAAUACGAGACGAGUUCUUAGCAAAGGAGUUACAACAACACCACGAAACACGUCAAGAUGACAAAAUUCGAGACAUAACAGACGCAUUAUUGGCUGCAUUCGAAAAGGAAAAACUACGAAACACAAAUACGGAUAUUCGUUCGUACCACGAUAUUAAGUAUUUACUGGUUGAUAUAGUUAUAGGUGCUACCGGUACCAUUACAUCAACUUUAACGUGGAUGAUUGUUUUUUUGGUCAUAAAUCAAAAUGUCCAGAAGAAACUUCACCAACAACUCGAUGAAACAAUAGGUAGACAUAGAUUACCGUGCUGGAAAGAUGCUGAGAAUCUCCCUUACGUACUUGCAACUAUCUGUGAAACAAUGAGAUAUUCCGUCUUCAUCCCCUGUCUUCCUCGCAAAGCAAACAGGGAUACAAUUAUUCGAGGCAAGAUUAUUCCAAAAGAUACCGGGGUUCUUAUCAAUCUAUGGCAUAUUUAUACAAAUCCAAAAGAUUGGGAUGACCCAGAGUCAUUCAAGCCAGAAAGAUUUCUUGAUUGUGAUGGCAAAUUUAUUGGUUGGAAUACCCUGAGUAAUUUUAUCCCAUUCGGAGCAGGGCGUCGUGCGUGUGUUGGUCAAUCAUUAGGCAAGAUGGAUACAUUUGCAGCUGCUUCAAGAAUGUUACAUCAAUUUCAUUUCAAUGUUUCACCCGGAGUACCAGCACCUACCCGUGAAGGUGUGACUGGGUUGAUACGAUUACCUAAACACACAAUAAUAUCCGCUCAUCCUCGUGACUAAGCUGUGUACGCUCUAGGACGUUGAUUGAUAAAACUCUUUAACGAAAAUGCAUAAGAUAAACUUUGAUUUCGUUUGACUGUAUUGUUA
Dendronephthya gigantea is the source of this 1485-nucleotide messenger RNA. RefSeq names its product steroid 17-alpha-hydroxylase/17,20 lyase-like. The record is from RefSeq and is a predicted model, not a curated record. Lineage: Eukaryota; Metazoa; Cnidaria; Anthozoa; Malacalcyonacea; Nephtheidae. Gene Ontology annotation, molecular function: oxidoreductase activity, acting on paired donors, with incorporation or reduction of molecular oxygen; monooxygenase activity; iron ion binding. The transcript has a single exon. The coding region runs from base 1 to 1398 and encodes 465 amino acids.